This is a messenger RNA of Pecten maximus, 1212 nucleotides long. RefSeq lists its product as uncharacterized. Bases 1 to 1212 code for a protein of 403 amino acids. NCBI's taxonomy places the organism in Eukaryota, Metazoa, Mollusca, Bivalvia, Pectinida, Pectinidae. The transcript has a single exon. The record is from RefSeq and is a predicted model, not a curated record.
AUGUUGUUAGGUCUCACAAUAGAGAAAAUAAACGACACCGGAGGAUUCUUUGACCAAUAUCCAUUUAUCUGGAAAGACUUCAUGAAGGCCGGCUACAUGACUUUUAUUGGUGAAGACGAUUCGUCUAUUUCUACCUUUAAGUAUUUGGCUCACGGUUUCAAAUGGGCCCCGGUGGACUACUAUCUGCGACCGUUUAUGUUGGGACUGGAGACAACAAACGGAGGAUAUAAACUUUGCUCUGGGAAUGUUCUGGUGUUACAAACAAUAUUUGAUAAAUUAUCAGAUUUUAUCACAACAUAUCAUGACGUCCCUAAGUUUACGUUUUCCUUUAUAAGUAAACCGUCUCAUGACGACCAUAACGGCCUAGGCAUAGUCGAUCUCCCUCUGGUACGGACGCUGAAGGAUCUCAACUCACGUGGUCUUCUUGACAACACCGUACUAAUUGUAUUUGGUGACCAUGGCAAUAGAUAUGGUCCAGUCAGGAAUACAUAUCAGGGUCGAUUAGAGGAAAAUUUACCUGCGUUUUAUGUUUCUGUUCCGCGUUGGUUUCGUAAAGAACAAAGUGAUUUGUACGAAAACCUGAAAUUGAAUAGAAACAAAUUAACCAGUAAUGUCGAUAUUUAUGCUACACUCCAAGAUAUAAUACAACUUGGACAAGGUAUCAUGUCUCCGCGGAUCACAGGAAAAUAUGGAACCAGUCUUCUUAGGACCAUUAGCACCAAUAGGACAUGUGACGAUUUGAAAAUACCAAAUCAAUUCUGUGUAUGCCAGGCUUUUUUCCAUGCGUAUUCAACUGAAUCAAAAAUUGUUCGUGACAUAUCACAAUGGAUUGUCAAAGAAAUCAAUACCAUUCUUACCAACGUGUCUCAUGUUUGCUCAGAUUUGACCUUGAAUGAAAUCAGCCAUGCCUGGAGAUCUGAUAACAGUAGUAACAUCACAGGAAACUCGACUUCCGACGGAGAUUACGUCAUACAAUUUAGUGUUCUUCCCAGUCAUGCCAAAUUUGAGGUUACUAUUCGGUGUUAUCGACAGAAAUUUACUCUUAUUGGCGACAUUUUACGUACAAAUGAAUUUAGAGGAGAGUCUUAUUGUGUUGCCAGUCACAAGAAUGUCGUAGUUUUGGAGAGAUAUUGUUAUUGUCGUAAACAAUCAUUUAUUUCUGCGAAGCUGGCUCAUAGCGCAACAAACAAAACAGUCCGGAUUGCUUACUGA